This is a messenger RNA of Schistosoma bovis, 2368 nucleotides long. Lineage: Eukaryota; Metazoa; Platyhelminthes; Trematoda; Strigeidida; Schistosomatidae. The record is from the annotation of a GenBank genome assembly.
UUAGAGCGCAAUUCUUUUGACCAGUUUCAAUUCAAUUACUGUUUCACUCCCCGUCUUCUAACACAAAGAAAGUUUUUUAUCCACAACGUACGGUAUCUGUUAUGCGAAUGCUCGAGAGCUUAUGUUAAGUUCUUGUCCGAAAUUGCGACAGAAGUCACAAAUAAUACUUUUUUCCUCCGUUCUAUGAUCUGUUUUAAAUGAACUUGUCAUUCCACAACGAAUGUGUAAUAAAAAAUAAACUGGAACUUUCGUCAGAAAAACGCAAAGUUCAGUAUGCCUUUCCUACUUCAUGCUAAAGGAAACUUCACAGAGCUUCUAUAUGUUAACUUUCGUAUAGGUUAUGCAUGAAUGUUCAACACCCGAGUUAAAUACUCUGUGAUCUUUCUGACAGAAAUAAUUCUACGAAACCAAUUGCAGUAUAUCGACGUCUAGAGCUGUUCUCAGCGUUGUCAUGAAGCAAAGGCAUUCAGUAGCCGCCCUCAAAAAGGUUAAGAAAAAUAUAAAAAAACACUUUAACGAUCAAGAUGCUUCUGAACUCUACAAAGUAUUGUCGAAAAAAUUGUUCGGGAACUUGGUAGAGAUAUACGAUCUGAUAUCUUAUCCUUGUGAACAAGUACCGAAUAAAGAUACAGAUCUAAAUGCGAUUACCAAUGACUUAGUAGAAGCACUUUAUGAUGGUCCAUUAACCAUUGAUCCUUUGGAUGUAGAAGCGAAUGAAUUAAUUCAACUACUUAGUUCUCCAGUAUGGCGUAGCUUUUCUACUGCAUACACUGAAAUAACAACCAGUCACUUUGAUAUGCCUGAAUUACCUGAGGUAGCGUACAUGACGUCGGGCCUGGGUGGUACUCAUACAAAUCUGGGGAGUUUUCUAGCCAGCAAAGCAUCUAAUUUACAUGUGGCUGACAGAAGUUUUGGAGAUGGUACUAUAAAAGAUAAUCGAAAUGGAAUCCCCAAUGAACUGUAUAAUUCACGAUCAAUUAUGUACGGUGCUGGUAGUGAAAAUGUGUAUACUGACUUGAGAAAAAAUGAAGCUACACUUACUGGAGGUGGCGAUGGUCCAGCAUUACCACCUGUAGAUGGUGCAGUAAAAAUGAUCGGGAUUCAAAAGAAUCAUGGUGAAGAUUUAGGUAUCACUGUUAUUCAACAACAAUAUAUGUCUGCACAUUAUGGUUUAGUGAAAGAAUUAGUAAUUAAACGAAUUUUAGCUGCUUCUCAUGUUGAACAGCUAGAUUUACUACACGUAGGUGAUGUGAUUCGUGAAGCGAAUGGAGUUCCGGUUGAUAAUCCUGAAGUAUUACAAAAAGUAUUAAAAAAUGCAUCUGGAAAUGUCACAUUGAAAAUCAUUCCUGGUUAUCAGUCAACUCCUAUUUCGUCACAACUUUUUCUUCGAGCUCACUUUUCUUAUGAUCCGAAAAAUGAUAAUUUAAUUCCAUGCAAAGAAGCUGGUUUAAAAUUUUCAGCCGGUUCUGUCCUUCAAGUUCUUAAACAAGAAGAUCCUUAUUGGUGGCAGGCAAGACAUCAUAAUCAAGAUGGUCGUGCUGGUCUAAUUCCAUCUAUAGUACUACAAGAAAGACGUAAAGCCUUUAUUCAAAGUGCGCCUAAUCCAGAAGAGCUAACUUAUAAAAUGUUCGCUUGUGGACUUGCAAAACGUAGAAAGAAAAAAGUCACUAUACCAUUUUGUGCAAGAGAUGCUGAUAAUUAUGAUACUAAAGAUAUUGUACUUUAUGAAGAAGUUGCUAUGGUAUCAGGUUUCCAGCGUCCUGUUAUUUGUUUAAUCGGAGCUCCUGGAGUUGGUCGUCGAAGUUUACGUAAUAUGCUUAUUCGUGCCAAUCGAGAGAGAUAUGCAUCAGCUAUUGCACAUACAUCAAAAGAAUUAGAUGUUGGAGAAGAGGAUGAUGGUGAAUUUAUUGUUGAAUCGAAAGAGAAAAUGGAAAUGGAUAAUUUGAAAAAUAAAUAUCUUGAAUUCGGCGAUUAUGAAGAUAAUUUCUAUGGUACAAAAUAUGAUAGUAUCCGAGAAGUAGUGCAAGCAGGCCGUACAUGCUUACUUGAUUGUUCGGUACAAGCUGUGUCCAAGUUAAGAAAUUCAGAAUUUAUGCCUUAUGUUGUAUUUCUUGCUGCUCCAUCGGUUAGUUGUAUGAAAGCAAUGUAUGAAUAUGGCAUGAGUAUGGGUUUCACUGAGAAAUGGAAAAGAGAUGAAACAUUUCGUAAAACACUUGAAACCAGUACCUACAUAGAACGUGAAUACAAUUAUCUCAUGGAUUUAAUUUUAUUAUGUGAUAAUAUUGAAACAACUUUUGAACAAUUAAAUUAUCAUUUAAAUAAUUUAUUAACAGAACCACAAUGGGUACCAGCUAAAUGGCUUUAUUAA